UGUGUUAUUUCAAAUUCGAAAUACAAUUUUGAGAUCAAACGCAAAAUGGCAGAAUUUAACCUCAAGUCGCAACUGGAUCUACUCAAYGAUUACUUGGACAGAGAGAUGGAAAGCGUCAAAACCGAGUAUUACGUCAUCAAGCCCGAUGGUAAGGGAAACGGCCGCAAUCGUCCGAUGACCGUCAAUGRAAACGUGUCGACGAACAGAACGAAUGGAUCACCCUACGGCUGUAAUGACUUGGAUCGUCAGCUGCCACCACCAUCRCWGYGCACGUGGGAAACGUACAACAGCGACAGCGUGUCAUUUCCACGGACAGCCUCCAGUAAUAGGACCAAAGCCAUGGACAUCAUCGAUCCAGAGACUGGCGAAAAAGUACAAUUAUGA
This is a messenger RNA of Diuraphis noxia (Russian wheat aphid), 384 nucleotides long. RefSeq lists its product as uncharacterized. The record is from RefSeq and is a predicted model, not a curated record. NCBI's taxonomy places the organism in Eukaryota, Metazoa, Arthropoda, Insecta, Hemiptera, Aphididae.